Molecule: messenger RNA, 924 nt
Organism: Glycine soja
Lineage: Eukaryota; Viridiplantae; Streptophyta; Magnoliopsida; Fabales; Fabaceae
Product: glutaredoxin-C9-like
Exons: 1
Coding region: 84-566 (160 amino acids)
Source: RefSeq, a predicted model, not a curated record
UUAAUUCCACAUCCUCUCUUCCAACCUCCCAUAACCACAAACCCACAAACAUUUACUAAGAUCAAUCCACACACUCCAUCAUCAUGCAUCAAGCAAUUCCCUAUAGAUCAUGGCGCCCUCUCCAUAACCUCACCACCCACUUCUCCCCAUUGCCAUUAAUUGCACAUUCCCACAACGAUGAUGAUAAAAUGAGGAACAUUGUUAACAAUAAUAAUAAUAAUAUUCAUUCUUCAGCAGGGAGAAUGGUGCUCAACAUGGUUUCUGAGAACGCGGUUAUAGUGAUUGGGAGAAGAGGCUGUUGCAUGAGCCAUGUGGUAAAGCACUUGCUUCUUGGUCUUGGUGUUAACCCUGCGGUUUAUGAGGUGGAGGAGAAAGAUGAAGAGGGUGUUGCCAAGCAGUUGGAAGAAACAGUUCGUAGUGAUGGGAACACACAACAGGGGAAGGUGCAGUUUCCUGCGGUUUUUAUAGGGGGGAAGUUGUUUGGAGGAUUGGAUAGGAUCAUGGCUACUCAUAUCUAUGGUGAGUUGGUUCCUAUCCUCAAAAAAGCUGGGGCUUUAUGGCUAUGAUGUCUUCAUCUUCCCUUUUUUUUUUUUUUAAUGUACAAUAGUUAUGCUGAGGUUCAAAACCUAUGAACUCGUUCAUACUACUUCAAUCUCUUGUCACUAGGUCGACUUUGAUUUUCUCUUAUAAGUCUUUAGUUUUGUGACAUUAUAUUAGAUUGUUUUUAUCUAAUUUUUCAAUUUUUAUCCUUGGUAGUUUGAGGAUGUUUAAUUUCUCUUCUUUUUUGUAAUUUUCCUUAAUGUUGGUUAAGAAUCACUUUCUUGAGCCUUCAAUUUGGCUGGCUAUUUUGAUGACAUACAUGAAUUCUGAUGUACUGGAUCUUCCCGUUAAUCACAACAUAAUAUGCAAUUGUUCUAUUUUUUA